Adineta ricciae is the source of this 1428-nucleotide messenger RNA. Lineage: Eukaryota; Metazoa; Rotifera; Eurotatoria; Adinetida; Adinetidae. The record is from the annotation of a GenBank genome assembly.
AUGAAGCAUACAAUUCUGCUGUUCCUAUUCAUAACAAUCAUUUUACAAGUAGAUUCACAAAACAGCAAUGUAUUGCUACUGUCUAAAAUCGGUGAUGUCCGAUAUCAAUGUAAUCAGUCGAAUUGUUCAACUUCGACGGUUGUUUCCAAGCCGAAUCUGAGAGCGUGUCAAACGAGCUGUUUAAUGGAUACAAGUUGCCGUACAUUAACAUUCGAUCAAAUCAAUAGUCAAUGUGAACUGUUCGCUGACGAUCCAAACCAAUAUGGUAGUUUGAUUGCACAAACAGGUGUGAUGACUUUUAUUGCUGUUAAUCGACAGUUAUCAGCUUCUAUGUCGACGAACGCAAUGGCAUCCAUAAAGACAACAUCGUCAUCAUCAUCGACAUCAACAUCAUCCAUGUCUACAACUACAACAACCGCCAUAAUAUGGAAACAAAUAUCAAAAAUGUAUACCGGACGAGAUACACACACAGCAUCUGUAUUAUCAGAUGGAAAAGUAUUAGUUGUUGGUGGAUCUAAUGCUGGUUAUACUGGAACGGCUGAGAUAUAUCAUCCUUCGACAGGUAACUGGACAAAGUCAGCAAACCUAAGUGUUGCACGAUGGUAUCACACGGCAUCCACGUUAUUAAAUGGAUCAGUGCUAGUUGUGGGUGGUGGAGGGAAUACUGGUUAUCUCAAUAGUGGUCAAUUAUAUAAUCCUUUGGCAGGCACUUGGGCAACAGUAGCAAAUAUGAAUGUCGCACGAUUCGGACAUACAGCAUCCGUGUUGUCAAACGGAUUGGUUUUAGUCGUAGGUGGACAAAGCAGUAGUGGUUCUUAUGUUAAUAGUAUUGAAUUAUAUAAUCCAUUGACCAAUACUUGGACGCUGAAAGCCAAUAUGAAUGUCGCACGAUCUUAUCAUACUGCAUCUGUAUUAUCGAACGGAGCAGUAUUGGUUACCGGUGGGCAAACAACUGGUGGUAUUUAUCUUAGUAGUGUUGAAUUAUAUAACUCAUCGACAAAUACUUGGACAGGCCAAGCAAAUAUGAACGUCGCACGAUCUUAUCAUACUGCAUCUGUAUUAUCGAAUGGAAAAGUAUUAGUAGCUGGUGGAUAUAAUGGAUCUGUUGUUUUUAAUUCUGCUCAGUUGUACGACCCGUUAACAAAUGCUUGGUCGUCAACAGCAAACAUGAAUACUGCACGAUAUAAAUAUGCAGCAUCUGUGCUAUCUGAUGGAUCGGUGGUGGUUAUCGGUGGAAUAGAUAAUAGCAAUUCUUUUCUCGCUAGUGGUGAAAAAUAUAAUCCGUCCACAAAUACAUGGGUAGUAUUAUCAGCAAGUAUGAAUGCCGUACGAUGCAGUCAUACGUCAUCUUUAUUGUCAAAUGGACAAAUAUUGGUUGCUGGUGGUUAUAAUGGAACUGUUUCUACCAAUACUGCUGAAUUAUAUUAA